CAGAGAUCUAAUCAAGAAGUUUGGGGUGGAAGGCAAAUCUUCUGUAAAGAUUCCCAUGAACACAUCACAAGGAAUUGGUCCGGAUGAUGAACGAAAAGAUGUGGAUGCAACAACAUACAGAGGGAUCAUAGGAUCUCUGCUGUACCUGACUGCAAGCAGACCAGAUAUCUCAUUCUCUGUUGGAAUCUGUGCCAGAUACCAAUCAAAGCCCAAGGAAAGCCAUCUAAGUGCUGCAAAGAGAAUCAUCAGAUACAUCAAAGGAAAUCCAAAUGCAGGCCUAUGGUAUCCCAAUGGAGGUAACUUUGAACUAAUUGGUUAUUCUGACUCAGAUUUUGCAGGUUGCAGACUAGACAGAAAGAGCACCUCUGGUCACUGCCAAUUGCUAGGAGGAAGGCUUGUUUCCUGGUUUAGCAAGAAGCAGAACUCCAUCUCAACAAGUACAGCUGAAGCUGAGUACAUUGCAGCUGGGAGUUGUUGUGCUCAGUUACUCUGGAUGAAGCAACAACUGAAGGACUAUGGAAUUCAAGCAAAUGAGAUCAAGCUGUUGUGUGACAACACCAGUGCCAUUGCUAUCACUCAGAAUCCAGUUCUUCACUCCAGGACAAAGCACAUUGAAAUCAGACAUCACUUCAUCAGAGAUCAUGUUGAGAAGAAGCAUAUCUGUAUGGAGCAUGUGCCUACAGAAGACCAACUUGCAGAUAUCCUAACCAAGCCUUUACCUGAGGCAAGGUUUAACAAGCUAAGGGAAGAACUGGGAAUGAUGGAUGAUCUUCCCAGAGAUGCCUGAACCAGAGAUUCACUGAACCAGAACUGCUUUCUUCUGCACCAGAAACUCAGAUCAGAGAACCCCUAUCUCUGUUCAUCAGAAUCUCACAUCAGAGAACCCCCUUUUCUCUGACCAGAGAUCCCUAUCAGAAAGACAACAGAUACGGAUGUGGACUUAGCAAUAUUUCGAGGUACGGGCAAGACCUAAUUAACUGAAACGGUCUUUUACCAAAAUACCCCUGAUCGUUACUCUUCUAACGGAAACGUUUUCCGCCCGCAUUCCAUUAAAUGCUACCUCGAAACUGCCAAUAUACCAAACGUCCACUAUUCCUAACCCCUUUAUAUCCACCGUCUUCAACCUAAAUCCCUACUGCAACUUCAUCUCUCUCUUAAACUGCUCUAGCAUUCAAAGCUUUCCGAUCCUAAACUCUUCAAUCCCCAGAACUUUUCUUAACCGUCACUCAGAAUGAACUUCCUCAGCAGCAACGAUCUUUCUAAGGAAGAAGCUAAGACCCUCAUCACCAACAUUGUCUCCGGCAUGAAGGUGGACAUGUCGUCUCUACCACUGCUGGCAGAAAACCAGAAGAGGAUGACCAAGAUCAUCCAAGGGAUGACUGAUUCACAACUUUCUAAGGUAGUUGCUCACCCCUAUGAGCACUACAUCAUCAAGGACGUGGUUGAGUUCUACCUCAACGCCACCAUCUCCAGGACCGAAGUUCAUUCCUCAGUGCAGGGUCAACGCAUUUUUCUGAAUGCAGACGCUCUAAAUGAGUUCUUUGGAGUUCAACUUGACUCCCAAGACCCGGAAGCCAACAACCUUAUUGCUCUUGACUCAGUGGAAGUCUCCACUGAAGGAUUUGUUCGGACAUACUGUCGCCCGGAGGCUGCCGGACUGGACAAACUAUACAUGAAGAAAUUCCUGCUGAAGAAGGACUUUGAGAAACUGGUCAGCAUUCUGCACCGGUGCUUGUGGUGCAACACUGCUUCAACAGAUGAGAUGAACAAAAACAAUGCAAAGGCAAUCUUUGCAGUUCACCAUGGCAUGAACAUCAAUUGGGGCGAGGUAAUUUUUGGCUCCCUAACUGAAUUCAUCAAGAAGAAAGACUCUGAAACAGGUCUUUUCUCAACAAAGAUGGGACAUGGGCUUCUCAUCUCUGCCAUUCUUGCUACUAAAUGAGUUCAACUCAGGGAUCCCAUCCCAGUUGAUCACUCCAAGACAAUCUUCCUCACAGCCUCCCCAAAGUUCAACAUAACCAUCUCCUCUGAGCUUAAGAGAGAGGAAAGGCUGGAGAAGAAGAGAGAAGAACAGGCUGCUAAGGCCAAACCUGCUCCUAAGAAAGCUGCCAAGAAGCCCAAACAACCUGAGCAGUCACAGGUUGUAAGGGAAGUCAGACAAAAGAAGAAAAGUGACAAUCUGUCACUACCAGAGAAGGAAGCAACAUAAGAGGUUGCACCAGAGUUGCCCUCCCCAAAGGCAACCAGGAAAUCUCCUGCCAGAAAGCUGAAGCAGAAAAGAAGAAGAAAGAUGGUUGUGCAGAGUGGUGACUCUGACAACUCAAGCACUCAACCAAGGCAGAAGAAGAGGAAGACUAAAGUAAUCUCACCUGCCAAGGGAUCAGCAGUUCAGGGGGAACCUGCACCAGAAUCUGGGACUCUACCAGAGGCUGACCCAGAAUCUGCACCAGAGUUGCCAAACUCUGCUCUUUCACCAGAGCGUGAAGCCACACCAGAGAUGGACCAAGAAACUGACUUCAGAAUCAUUCUGCAGAAGCAGUUUGAUAGAGUCCUAGCUUGGAGAAGAUGGAGAAUGGGACCUCUCCAACAAAUCAUUCAGUACUUUGAUGCGUAUGAAGAAGAAGAAGCUGUUGUUCUUCACUGGGUAGGCACAGAUGAUGUGUCAAAAUGCUUCAACCUUACCUUCCUGAUAUCUGUCCUACAAAAGAAGAAAGACAGAUAUCAUGGUAAAGUUCCAACAUCUGACCUAUCUCCAGAAAGGCAUGUCAAAGCCUUGGAAGAAGAAGAAGUGGAAGAGUUUGAUGCUUGGCUGAUGGAGAAGAAAAGAAAAGAAUCUAUGAUCAAAUUUCGCCAUAGCGCUCUUGAGGAAGGAGAACCCUCCACAACAAAUGACAUUGCUCUUACCAUGGAGAAGCUGAUCAAGGAAUGGAGAGAAUCCAUGUUCUCUGAGAUUGUGCUUGAGGUAAUUCCUUCACCUCCUCCCUCCCCUCCCAAAUCUCCUAUUACUCAACCCUCACCCUCCAAAUCUCCAUCCAAACCUUCAUCCCCACCUCACCAGAAAACCCCUUCACCAGAACAGAAAACAACUUCACCUCACCAGAAAACCCCUUCACCAGACCAGAAAACCUCAACCUCCGCCAGAACUCCAUCUCACCAGAAACCCAACUCCAGAUCCUCAUCACCCUGCAAACAACCCUCUAAUACCAGAAAUCGAUCACCUUCACCCCCACCAUCUCCCUCACAUCAACCUACUCCUCAACCCAUUAUCCCUUUUCCCCAAAAUUCACCUCCUCAAAACUCCUUACCACCAUCCAAAUCUGCCUCACCACAGAGAUCCUCACAUCACUCAGCAGCCUCUACACCAAAGAAGAAACCCUUCUUCAGGGUCCCCUCUUCUUCUAGUGACAAUGAUGGAUUCCUCACCUCCUCCAUUGCUGCUGAUGAAACCUCCAAAAGGAGAAGGACACCUCCCAGAGUUCCUUCCCCUCCACCAUCCAACAGAGCUUCUCCAUUACCCAAAGGCAGAGGUUUAGAGAUGCCUGGAUUUACUUCUGAAGAACCCCAAAUCCCCUUCAACCAGUUUGUGAAAUCUGCUGAAGCAUUUGGUGGUAUAUUGGUUCAUGAUCUGAGCAAGAUCAUUGAAUUGAAUGACAAGAAACAUGAAGAGCUUACCCAUACCAACCUGCAAAUCACUAUAGGGUUUCAACAUUUGACAGAUAAAGUUGCUGCUCUAACAGAAAAUCUGCAUAACUUCAUGCAUUCUUCUACUUUAAGGAUUGAUUCUGUCUCCAGAGAUGUUAGUGGUCUCAAUUCUGUUCUCCACUCUCACUCUCAAGCUCUGCUUACCCAUAAUCAGACAAUCAACAAGAUCUCAGAUUCUGUUCACAAUCUCCAAAAAUCUGCUGAUAGUUCCUCCCAGAAGCUCAAUAUCUUACACUCCCUCUGCAAGGAACAUCAAGAGCAAGGCCUGGCUCUCCUCAAGUCUGACAAGGAAAGGUACCAGAAGAUGGUGCUCCUAGAGGUCAGCACUAGGGAUCUUCAAUCUGCAGUAGACAAUCAACAAAGCCUGAUUGAAGGACUUGCCUCUGUCACCCAAACUCUGCCAGAGACCCUUGACGAAAUCAGAGAUGCACAAGCUUCUGAGUUCUCAAAGAUUGAACUUCUCCUUGGUGAUCUUUGUGAUGCCAAAAAGGGGGAAGAUACCAGAGAAGAAGAAGGACCCAGCACCAGAGCCCUUUCUAUCAGAGAUCCUUCCUCGGUUGAUCCUACUCCAUAUUUUGAUGCAACUAAGAAGAAAAGGCUAGCUGCUACAGGUACCAGACCCCCUCCUCCUCCUCCUAGAAGCUCAAAGAAAAAGACUCCAUCUUUCUCAUUCAAUGAUUGGAUGAAGAGUGGUCUGUCAAGGCCAGACAGAGUUCAUUUUGAACAGAUGAGGAAACUGAUGACUCCUCUUCAAAGAGAGAAUCUAUUCAUGGACAGUGAUGGACUUGUCCAGAUCAACCAUGGUGGUGCAAUCCAAGAAGCUGAGAUGUGGUAUGGUAUGAAGAUUCUCAAUGGCAAGAAAUCUGCAGAAGCUGUCAGAAACUAUUUGGACUGCAAACUUGCACCCCAUUGGGCUGAUUAUCAGAAUCCGAGGGAUCUAGCCUCAAUCAGAGCAAAGGUAAAUGCUGAACUAGAAAGGAUUGACAGAGCAGGACCACAGGUUGGAGCUAGAGCCUUUUGUCUACACCUUUGCACGGGUGGAAGGAAUCUAGAGGAAGACGUGGUCCGUGCUUCCUUUAUUAUUUCAAAUCAUAAACUAUGCUCAUGGAUACUUUUGUAAUAUUACAUUGUUUUGGCCUGCGAGCCUACGUUUUGCCAUAUGUGGCUUAUGAUUGAUCGUUGAAUAUUUUCCGCUAUUCAUUCAAUCUAUGAUGUGAUGUUGCUAUGUA
This is a messenger RNA of Cuscuta europaea, 4931 nucleotides long. The record is from the annotation of a GenBank genome assembly. Lineage: Eukaryota; Viridiplantae; Streptophyta; Magnoliopsida; Solanales; Convolvulaceae.